AUGAAAGAAUGUCUUUAUGAUAAAAUGUUAACAUGUGUUUAUUGUUUAAGCAUAUGUUUUUAUCCAGAGGAAACACCUUGGCUUGAAAUAUACCUUGAACGGGUUUUUGGUACUUCAUUUACAGCAGAUCUUUUAUACAAAAUAAAACAAGGAAAAAAGCAUCCAAAGACCGAUAUUUUUGAGCCGUUACCAUCAGAAAAUUAUGAAUAUUAUCAGGAUAUAUAUAAACGUGCGGCAGAAUACAGUUGGAGUGUAAAAGAAAGCACAUUUGAAAAACAAACAAAUAUUUUUUCAUUAAAUAAAGGAAAAACCCCAGUAAAUAACAUUAUUAAAGGAGAGGAUUCACGGGUAGAAUAUAUAUUUGUUGAAUGGUUAGAUAUGGAGGAAAAAAUAGGGAAAAAAAAGAAAGUGAAAUGUCAAAAAGAGGGUUUAUUUAAAGAUGAAAAAACAUCAUCUAAUUCACCGUUAAAUGAUAAAAUAUCACGCGCACAAUAUGUUCCAAUUAAAGAGGAUAACAUGAAUACUCAAAAGCAUGGGAUUGCAAAUUUUGGGUUUGGAGUGAUACAUAUUUAUCGUGAUGGAAACAUGUUAUCUGCCAAGGAAGAAUGGGAUGGAGAAGGGCUAACGCCAAAGGAUAAGAUUGUAGCGAUUCUUGCGGUUCCAAGUUAUAUGAGUACAUAUGAUUUUUUAGGGUUUGUAGGUGAAGAUGUAAAGAAUCAAUUAACAAUAAGAAGAACAAGUGCACCAAAUCGAUAUAUGGUUUUACUUAAAUUUAGACAAUUCAAAAGUGCCAAAGCAUUCUACAAAGCGUUUAAUGGAAAGUCAUUUAAUUCCACAGAGCCGGAAAAAUGUCAUACUGUUUUCAUUAAACAGAUUUUAUUUCAGUCGAAACAGAAUUUGCAAAAGGAACUUUCAUCUUCUAUAGAUGAUUCAAUUUUACCCGUUUUUGAUAUAUCUGAAACGAGUCAAACGAUGUCUACGUUAACAAUGCCUAUUGCAUCAUCAACAUUUGGUCUUCGUGAGCUUCCAACAUGUGUUGUUUGUUUAGAAAGGAUGGAUGCAUCAGUAACCGGGCUCUUAACUAUAUUAUGUCAACAUACAUUUCAUUGUCAAUGCUUAAGUAAAUGGGGAGAAAAUAAUUGUCCUGUAUGUCGAUAUUCGCAACAAAAGGAUGUUUUGAAUGCCGCUAGGAUUAAUAGUCAAUGUAGUGUUUGUGAUUCUCAAGAAAAUUUAUGGAUUUGUUUAAUUUGUGGACAUAUUGGAUGUGGUCGUUAUGAUCUUGCACACGCUUAUGAUCAUCAUAUUAAUACAGGACAUUGUUAUGUCAUGGACAUGGAAACUGAAAGAAUAUGGGAUUAUGUGGGCGAUUGUUAUGUACAUCGAUUGAUCCCGAAUAAAAUCGAUGGAAACUUACUUAAAUUUCCAUCUACUUCUUAUGCUCCAAAUACUGACUCUUCUGUAUCAGAACAAAAUUAUUUAGAUAUGAAGGAAAAAAUGGAAUCAAUGAGUCUAGAAUAUACAUAUCUUUUGACAUCUCAACUUGAGCUUCAAAGAAUUUAUUACGAAAAUAAGAUAGCAGCUGCAAUGGAUAAAGCAAAAAAAGCAUUAGAAUCAGAAAAACAUGUUAAUGAAGAAAUGAAUAAUCUUAUGAAAAAAAUAUCUGAAUUAGAAACCAAUUUCAAUGAUUCUCAAAAAAAAAUCAAUGAAUUAAAAUUAUUAAAUUCUCAAAAUGAAAAAAAACUUGAAAAAUCUACUGAGCUGGCUCGGCGUAUGGAAAAAGAAUGGAAAGAAGAAAAAUUACUGAAUUCUAAAUUAAUGCAUCGAAUUGAACAUUUAAACAUUGAAAAUAAUAAAAUACAACUUCAUUCCGAUAACUUAAAAUUAAAAAUUGAAGAUUUGUCUGAUCAAUUAAGAGAUGUUAUGUUUUUUAUUUCUUCUCAGAAACACCUCGACACUAUGGAUGAUGCUCAAAAAAAAGAACUUCAAGAAGGAACCACUUUUAUUCCAAAGAAACCUAAAAAAAAAAUAAAAAAUAACAUUUAUCUUUAA
This is a messenger RNA of Pneumocystis carinii B80, 2049 nucleotides long. RefSeq lists its product as hypothetical. Lineage: Eukaryota; Fungi; Ascomycota; Pneumocystomycetes; Pneumocystales; Pneumocystaceae. Gene Ontology annotation, molecular function: zinc ion binding; ubiquitin protein ligase activity. The transcript has 9 exons. The coding region runs from base 1 to 2049 and encodes 682 amino acids. Gene Ontology annotation, biological process: protein ubiquitination; Ras protein signal transduction. Gene Ontology annotation, cellular component: cytoplasm. The record is from RefSeq and is a predicted model, not a curated record.